Molecule: messenger RNA, 936 nt
Organism: Penicillium malachiteum
Lineage: Eukaryota; Fungi; Ascomycota; Eurotiomycetes; Eurotiales; Aspergillaceae
Product: putative S-adenosylmethionine-dependent methyltransferase
Exons: 1
Coding region: 1-936 (311 amino acids)
Molecular function (GO): S-adenosylmethionine-dependent methyltransferase activity
Source: RefSeq, a predicted model, not a curated record
AUGUCUUCCACCAAGAUCACCACUCCCCAGGAGAAAACAUUCAGCACCUAUAACCAAGCCCAAGGCGAGAGAUACGCCAAUGUUCGCCCCGAGUACCAUGCCAGUCUAUUCAAGAUAAUUCUCGACCACCACAUGGCAACCGGAGGCGAAUGCAAUAAGCUUCUCGAUCUAGGCUGUGGUCCGGGGACUGCCACGCACGGACUUGCCUCCGCAUUUACCCAAGUUCUAGGCAUCGAUCCAUCAGACGGGAUGAUAGCCACGGCACGCUCUCACAAUUCCACAGCCAACGUGGAAUUUGCAGUCUCCACAGCUGAGGAUCUAGGCUCGAACCUCUCACCGCCAGUUGAGGAUAGCAGCGUCGACCUGAUCACCGCAGCGAACGCAGCUCACUGGUUCGACAUGCAGAACUUUUGGUCGAGUGCGGCUCGGGUUCUUAAGCCCGGUGGUACAGUUGCAUUUUGGACACCUGGUCGUGCAGGCGUUCAUCCUUCUACGCCAAAUGCAGAAAAUAUUCAAGCUGCGAUGGAUGCUAUGGAGGAGGAGUAUAUUUCUCCAUUUUAUGAACCUGGGAAUGUCAUGGUUCGGGGGCGAUAUGUUGAUAUGCUUCUUCCUUGGAUGAUUGAUCAGCCUGUCGAGGUAUUUGAGAAGGAGAGCUUCUUUCGAAAGGACUGGGAGGUUGAUGAGCAGUUUUUUGCUGUUACGCCGGAAGUAGGAAUGGAUCAGCUAGAGAAGAUGGUUGCCGUUGGUAGUCCUGUGACGCGGUGGCGUUUGGCUAACCCUGAUGCUGUGGGGACUGAGAAAGAUAUUGUGAGGAUGCUCCGCAGACGCAUUGAGCAGCUACUGCAUGAGGCGGGAGUGGAGAAGGGCAAGGAGAUUGUUCGAGCUGCUUCGCGAGGAGCACUCUUGAUGGUGAAGAAGAGCACUAUCAGUGCUUAG